CCACAUGCGCAGUGGCGGGCGUGGUGAGAAAAGUGCCAACACUUUGACAACCGAAGGAUUGGCAAGCAGAUGUGCCUCGAAAAGCGGUUAUAAUAAAUUCAGUGAAUUGUAAAUGUGCUAGAGCUAAAUGUAAUUUAAAGGCGCAACCAAAUCAUACGAUAGAUGGUUCUAUAAAUAUGCCCAGUGGCUAAUUGCGAGGGCAGCCACUUGUGUCUGUUUUGUAUCGAUUUGUGAAAGGUUAAACCGUAUAAUUCGCACCCUGUAUGCAAGUACGGCAGGAAAAACAACAGAGCCCUCACGCCCACUUAGUGGCCAAUCUGGAAAAUAAUGCCAAGGUCCAAAAGCCAUCGGGUCGUCUAACAACGGGCAGUAAUUAAAACAGAUUUGCCACCGGAAAUACCGACGCAAGCAACAGCUCGAGGCCAUGGAUGUGGGUGGACAGGAAACCACCUAUGAGCCACUGGAUGGACGGAGCUCUGGGCGUUCGAGGAGCACCCAUUCCGCAACUGGACCCGGUCUGAGGCAUCCUGCCAGUAUGGACAGUCCCGAGUUCGAUACACGGGCCCCCAAGGAUCAGCGGCACUCCGUCUACCUGGCUCUCCUGGCAGCGGGCAUUGGUUUUGUUUUGCCCUACAAUAGUUUUAUUAUUGCGGCGGACUACUGGCAGGCUCGUUUUCCUGGUCGUCCGGUGGCCCUGGACAUGUCGAUGACGUACAUCUUCGUGGCCUUCGCCACCGUGCUGAUGAACAACAUAGUGCUGUCGGUGGCUCCGUUCCAGUCGCGAGUGCUCUUCGGCUACAUGAUAUCCUUCACCACGCUGAUCUUCGUGGCCGUCUGCGAGGUGGCCUGGCACAUGUUCGCCUCCAACACCGCCUACCUGGUGAACAUGUCCGCCGUGGCCCUGACCGCCAUCGGGUGCACCGUGCAGCAGUCGAGCUUCUACGGAUUCGCCUCGAUGCUGCCCAAACAGUACACCCAGGCGGUGAUGGCCGGCGAGAGUAUCGCCGGAUUCCUGGUGUCUUCCAACCGAGUCGUUACCAAGCUGCUGAUCAACAACGAUCGCGUGUCCACGGUCAUCUUCUUUCUGACCUCCACGCUCUACAUACUCUUUAGCUACCUGUUGCACGUGGCCACCAUCAACUCGCCGUUUGUGCGGUUCCAUGUGGAGGCCUGCUCAAAGAUAGUCCUCCGGCCGGAUGAGGAGAUUGAUGGAGUUCCAAGUAGUACUCGAUACGGGGUGCUCUCAAUGGACGGCACCCACACCACGACCACAUCGGUGGGACCACCAGGCACCGGAAAUACCCUGAGUUUUAGUAACCCCGUCUACGAACUGUCCAAUCCUACUGCUGGUGAGAGCAGCAUCGAAGCCUUGGGACAACUUCCCGAGCUUCCGGCCACACCCCCCGCCCAGGAGCCCACAACGCCCACGACUGUAGCCUUUAAGGUGGAGCACGUGAUCACCCCACGCCGUUGCCGACCGAGUAAGCUGGGGGACAUCCGCGAGGGUUUCGUGACCCGGUGGCGGGUGGCCCAGGUGAUCUACCCGCACAUGGUGUGCAUCGCCCUCGCCUACUGCGUGACCCUCUCCCUGUAUCCGGGCAUCGAGGUGGAAGUGCAGUCCUGCGCCCUCCGCUCCUGGAUGCCGGUGCUGCUGAUGUUCUGCUUCAACACUUCGGAUGUGGUGGGAAAGAUCCUAGCCGCUAGUCCGUAUCCCUGGUCGCGUCGCCAGCUGAUCCUACUGUCGGGGCUGAGGAUCGUCCUGGUACCGCUGCUCCUCCUCUGCUGUGCUCCUCGCCAGCGGCCCGUGAUCUCCGGCGAAACGGCGCCCUUUGUCUUCACCAUCGCUUUGGGUAUCACCAAUGGAUUAGCCGGCAGCUUGCCCAUGAUGUUGGCCCCGGCAAAGGUGCCGGGAACUCUGAAGGAGGUCACUGGCAACAUAAUGACCUUGUCGUAUAACGUGGGUCUGACGGUGGGCUCCCUGAUUGGAUACGUCUUCGAGAGCAUGCUGGGGCCGCAGCUGGUGAAUCCCUGUCCCUCGUAUCCCUACGUGCCCGCCUCGAUGCUGGAGCAGUUCCACGGCCACGGGCAUGGACAUGGCCACCUGCCGCAUCCGCUGCCGCUGACGAGCACCAGCACGAUGAGUCCACCAACCACGGGGGCCACCACGCUGGCGCCACUCCUGCUCAACACCACGAUGCUCACCCUCGGCAGCUCCAGCUCCACCACCAGCACCGCCAGUCCGGCACUGGCCACCGUGAUCACCACCACGGCCCUGGCGCUCUACAGCACGGUGGCCACCGGGAGUGCCGAGGUGAUCAACGCCACCAUAACCUCGAUCCUGUCCACGGUGACCAGUUCGGUGGGCGAUAUCAGCGACGAGAUGACCACAGAUCCCCAAACGCAGGAUGCGCUGCUGGAUAGCAUCUAAGGGGGAUUCUCCUUUAAGAUUCGGAAAAAAGUCAACAUUCUACACAGCCAUAUCUACGUCAGAAUGAUAAUUUAUACUUUUAUUGCAAAACUCGGUACUUAAAGAUUGUAUAGAUUGCUCGUAGAGUUCUAGGUGUAAUGGGGAAAUUGUAAAUCAAUAUCACAGACAGAGAAAGAACCUCACUAAUGUUUUAUGUAAUAAUAACCAUAUUACUUUUAACAGGUAAUUGUAAAAUACCUCAAUUAUUCACAUUCUAAACCAGCGUUACAAUGGCAGUAACCAGAGUUUAAAAGGUUUUUGAUUCUUUGCUUAAAGAGUUGUUUAAGUAUUUCAAUUAGUUGAAAUUGUUCCCAAACUGACGGUUGCCUAUUAGUAAAACACCAUUAUAGUGAAAUUUGGAACUGCUGGGCUGGUCGAUGAAUUGCUUAAUUCAACGAGAAAAUAUACUUCAAUAUAUCGAAAAAAGUAAGACAACGUUUAUUUACGAUUAAAGCAAAUGAAGAGCAAACCAAUUUGGUCGUCUGAAUACUUUUUAAUCUAUUUUUUAGAGCUUUCAUAUGGCAAAAAAACUAGAUAAAAUUUCAAAUUUUUCGAAUACAUUUAUAUUAAAAGCUCAACAUAUAACAAAUGUGAACAAAGAUUCCAGUUGAAAGCAAGCGCAAACUUCUAACUAUAGGCAAUACUACUCCUGUAUGUACUAAAUACUAUAUAUCUAUAACUAUAGAGUGUCUAGGGUAUUCUCGCUUUUAGUUUGUUUUCAGCCUCUAGCGUCUAAAGUCUAGGCCCCAAAUAUUUAUCUCCGAAUAUACUCCAAGUGCUAGGGAUUUCAAAUUGCAAACCUGUUGACUUAGAAUAUAUGCGUGUGAACGGGUGUCUGUUUAUUUUUGUAAGAGUGAGAAAUGGGCAAUUGCAAUUGAAAAAUAUGAUAUACCGACAAACAGAAAGUCCAUCAGUGAAAAAAGUAAUGAAAACCCUUUGGUUUGAGUUAGCAAGCAAACAAGAAGAUUGUAAGAUAUCUGAGUGUCGGGUACCAUAAGUGUUGUAAGCAUUGUAAGCCAUCAAGUGCAAAAGCUGGUCUUAAAUUAAUUUGUUGCUUUUAUAUUUUUGAUUUGGCUAAAUUUGUAAGCAAGAGGGCAAUGGAAACAUCUGUGUAUCGAUAGAUAAAAAUUAAGACAACAGAACCUGCAGAACAUAAAUAAAUGUUAACAUAGAAAUAUUUAAA
Molecule: messenger RNA, 3650 nt
Organism: Drosophila subpulchrella
Lineage: Eukaryota; Metazoa; Arthropoda; Insecta; Diptera; Drosophilidae
Gene: Ent3
Product: equilibrative nucleoside transporter 4
Exons: 4
Coding region: 425-2428 (667 amino acids)
Biological process (GO): nucleoside transmembrane transport
Cellular component (GO): plasma membrane
Molecular function (GO): nucleoside transmembrane transporter activity; monoamine transmembrane transporter activity
Source: RefSeq, a predicted model, not a curated record